AUGCGUUGCUAUGUACCGACGUUGGAUAAACCGCUGAUGAGAUUUUUUGCUUGGUAUACACGAUAUUUGCUGGUCGACUAUUAUCAACUGUUCAUCAUUUUACCAGUUGCUCUAACUUGUUUCCUAGGAUUUGGUAUUUAUUGGGCCAAGGAAUUAACAUUGCUGGAUGCCAGAAAGCUGUAUACACCAGUUGGAGCACCUUGUUGGGAGGAAGAAAGAGUGAUGAAAGAAUUAUGGCCAAUUCGAAUUGACGAAUUUUUACCAGAACGAACAUUUGAAUGGAAUAGACAUCUGUACGUAAUUGUGCACGGACGACAGGACAGUAAUGGAACCUACCCAAAUAUCCUGGAAGACAAAUAUCUUAAUGAAAUUGAACUUUUGGAAAAAAGUAUUGCCGAAAAUGUUACAUUUCCAAUGCGAAAAGAAUGGCGAUCAAAUUCCACUGCACAUAUUAACGAAACUGUUCAUUUUCAGGAUAUCUGUUUAAGUUGGUAUGGUGAGUGUUAUCGACAAACAAAUAUUGUAAAACUGUUGAAACAUCGUCAAGAAUUGGAAAGAAAUGGUAUUGCCGUAACAUUUCCACGUGCUAACACUAAAGGAACACCAAUUUAUUUGGCUUUUAAUGUCGGCGGAGUUAAGUCAGCAACUGGAAUGCGUUUGUAUUAUUUCAUGCGAUUUGACACUGAAGAAAUUAAUCGAAUUUCAAUGAAAUUUGAAGAUGAAGCUAGUCAGUUCAUAACCAACACUUUUGCUAGUAAUCCACUCAUUGAAGUACAUGUUCAACAUUCGCGUUUUGUGGAUAUGGGAUUGACAAAAAAUGCUAAUCGACUGAAACCGUAUUUUUCAGUGACAGUUGUUGUUUUAAUACUGUUUACAACAGUUUAUGCUUUGAAAUGGAAUAUUGGUAACAAUGGCCAGACUUGUUACGUGCAGAUAGACUGGCUUCGCUCUAAACCGCUGUUGGCUUUGGCUGGAGUUAUGUCAUCUGGAAUGGCAAUUUUAUCCGGAAUAGGUUUACUGCUGUGGUUUGGGAUGUUUUUUGCUGAAAUAACGCUGAUAGCUCCAUUUCUUGUACUCUCAAUCGGUGUUGACGAUAUGUUUAUCGCUGUUGCAGCUUGGCACAACACUGAACUUAAAUAUCCCGGGAAAACACAUGAGGUUUUGAAGGAACGUAUGGUUGAAGCAAUGUCGGAAUCUGCAGUGGCAAUUUUUAUUACUAGUAUAACUGACGUAUUCUCUUUCGCUAUCGGUUGUUGGACAGAUAUUAUUGCUGUUAAAGGAUUUUGUGCAAUGACUUCAGCGUGCAUGUUUUUUACGUUCUUAUAUCAGAUAACUUUCUUUGCCGCAGUGAUGAUUAUCAGUGGGAAAUUGGAAUUGGAAGGGAGAAACGCUUGUAUUCCAUGCGUUCAGACUUUGGAUCCAUAUAAUAUAGAUCAGAGCGACUGUUUCAAGAAAAAAAAUAACGGUAUUUGCUUGUUUGCGUUUUUAGAAUCAAAAGUUUCAAAAUAAAA
Molecule: messenger RNA, 1511 nt
Organism: Enterobius vermicularis (human pinworm)
Lineage: Eukaryota; Metazoa; Nematoda; Chromadorea; Rhabditida; Oxyuridae
Source: the annotation of a GenBank genome assembly